Microthlaspi erraticum is the source of this 336-nucleotide messenger RNA. Lineage: Eukaryota; Viridiplantae; Streptophyta; Magnoliopsida; Brassicales; Brassicaceae. The record is from the annotation of a GenBank genome assembly.
AUGGGUAACUCACCGGAUGGGAGGUCGGGGUUAUAUACUAACCUCUCCAUUACUAGUUGUGGAAUUUCUUUUUACAUGACCCCGGUACAACCAGCUGGACUCUUAACCGUCGUUAGUCCUAGUUUUUUACCUCCAGCUGCAGCACCAGAACCGGUUUUCACAGAUGCUGAUGUCAGUGAGCCACCAUUACCUCCGGUCGUAGCCAGAUCCCCAACCACCAGCCCUGGACCUUUAUCAACCGAUGAAAAACGUCCUAACGGACAAACCCGAGUCGCUCCUCUACCUCUUCCUCUUGCUGCUUUCGCUAUGGUUCUCGCUUCCCUUCUGUUACCGUGA